Messenger RNA from Saxophila tyrrhenica, 1167 nucleotides. RefSeq lists its product as uncharacterized. The transcript has a single exon. The coding region runs from base 1 to 1167 and encodes 388 amino acids. The record is from RefSeq and is a predicted model, not a curated record. Lineage: Eukaryota; Fungi; Ascomycota; Dothideomycetes; Mycosphaerellales; Extremaceae.
AUGGCCACAAGGACUGCGCGGUUUGAGGAUUGGAAGUCGUCGCCGCAGACAAGGAUCCAGACGAGGAGUAUCCGAGAGCCACGGGAUGAACAUGCACUGUUUGCGAAGACUCCUCCAAGGACACGGCCUGCUCCGAUCAACAUCGCGCCCGGAGAACCGUCGCCGCUUCUGAAGGCUGUGCCAUUCACGGGGAGGACGAGUGAAGACCGAUGCGAGACUCCUCCCAUCCCAGAGAUCGUCGACGUUGCUGUGCCCAACAUAUGGCCUCGUCGGGGCCCGCUUCAGCAGGAAUGCUUCAAGAAGAGGGUGCCGACCCCGAGAUUGACAUCGGGAUGCAGUACUCGCCAGUCCGCGAUGUCCUAUGGGAUUCUUGAUUACUACAUGCACGAGCCUUCGCCACUGCACAGUCCGACCUUCCCACCACCACCUAGGAUUGAGACACCCGUGCUCGGGCCAGCGAUCAACGAGUUCGACUUCGGCCUCGUAGCCUCAGCCAAGCCAGCUUCUCCUUGCCUACCAGCAACACAACCCAAGCAAGCUCCAGUGCCAUCCCAAGACACCCGCCCCGGCGCCGACCGUCCUACUCCACAUCAAAGUCGAAGUACUACCACCACCGCAACAACGCCUCCAUCGCAACCCCAACCCCCCUCCGACCCCAAAGCAACCUACAAACUCUUCCCGUCCGGCCGCGAACUCCAACCGACCUCGCCUUCCACCCCAACCCAAAUCCACCCCGCCUACCGGCCCCGCAAAGAGUCCAUCUCGACCUCUUCCAUCCGCAGCCGCAAAGACAGCUGCACCUCCACCCAGCGCAUCCAGCUACGCACCCUCUCCGGCUCGACGAACCCACACUCCAACGGCUCGAAUUCCUCGACCCCAACAUCCCAGAGUAGAUGGUCAGAGGACACGAUCACGAGCCCUCUCAUCGCUUCAACAACGCCAGGGCCAAGGACGAGUUUCGGCGGUCUGUUGGGGCCGCAGUAUCCCGCCUGUUUCUUCGAGGAGGAGGAGGAGGACGAUGAAGCGGCACCGCUGCGGAGGAAGUUUGGGCUGGGGCCGAAGAGGGUCAAAGCAACCGAGAUCAGGGGCGGGAAGGGGAGGUUUGAGGAGAGGAGAGGCGGCUGGGGGUGGGUGAGGCGGGUGGUGCUGUGUGGGUGUGGUGGAUGA